CGGAAAACGGAUGGUACCUGACGGCCUUUGGGCCAAUCGACAGGAACGUACCGAUGGUGGCCCGCCCCUGCAUUCGCCCCAUCUCAAGUCGACAGGAAAGCCGAAACGCACGCCCGAACCCUAUUCUUCUCCCUCUCCACCGCACUCAGCCGCCACCACCACAUCUCCACGCAACUGUCGCUCUCCCGAAGCUGUGCCGCUGCCACAGGCCUCCCCAAUCCCCGCAUCUCUCUUGUGGUGGCAGGAGGAAGGUGCCGCCGCCGGUGUCCGAGGAGGGCGCGGGCCCCUGCUUCUCCACGGCGAGCAGCGACGAGGCAUCCGCGUCUCCUCCCAACGCAGGAGCGUUCGCCGGCCUUCUCCUCCCAGUCGAGCAGGUCGCAGUCCCACAUCCAGCCCGUCUCCCCGUCACCAGCCGUCGACGCCACCACUCCCACCACCGACGAUGCAGCCGACAGCGUCCCCUGCUCCUUCCUCCCUCCGGCGGCAGAUCUACAGCAGAUCUGACCCAGCCCGGCCACCACCGCCCCCAUCCAGAGAUCUGGCGUGUGGCGGCCCCCUCCUCGGAGCUCGACGCCAUGGUGAGAUCCCGAUGUGGACUCGCAGGAGGCAGCGUCGGCAGCGUCGUCGGCUGUCAUCGCCAUCGUCGUCCUCGAGCUAUGCAGCCUUGCCGUCGUCCACGAGACGCGCGCCAUCGCCAUGGGUCGUCCCCAUCGCCAUCCCCUCAUGGUCGCGUGACUCGGGUCGUCGUCCUCGUCCUCGAGCCGGGUUCGCCUGACCCGCACCGGGAGACAUCGAUGUGCAACGGACGAAAUCGCUACAAUGCUCAAUGUUUGUUAGAGAUUCUGGAGCUCUGUUAAUCACUUGGUCUCUGCUGUUUAUGGGUACGCACAGCUGGCUGAAAAUUAAUCUUGAGCUCUGCUAUUUAGGGAUAAGAUUCAGAUUCACAGGGACUUGAUUCAUCAGCAGUUCAGCA
Panicum virgatum (switchgrass) is the source of this 973-nucleotide messenger RNA. Its product is annotated as lysine-rich arabinogalactan protein 19-like. NCBI's taxonomy places the organism in Eukaryota, Viridiplantae, Streptophyta, Magnoliopsida, Poales, Poaceae. The transcript is spliced from 2 exons. The coding region runs from base 54 to 857 and encodes 267 amino acids. The record is from RefSeq and is a predicted model, not a curated record.